Columba livia (rock pigeon) is the source of this 6191-nucleotide messenger RNA. It is a transcript of the gene DDX60, whose product is annotated as DExD/H-box helicase 60. Lineage: Eukaryota; Metazoa; Chordata; Aves; Columbiformes; Columbidae. The transcript is spliced from 38 exons. Bases 118 to 5586 code for a protein of 1822 amino acids. The record is from RefSeq and is a predicted model, not a curated record. Gene Ontology annotation, cellular component: cytoplasm. Gene Ontology annotation, molecular function: nucleic acid binding; ATP binding.
ACGAGACCUGACUUUAGCAGCCGGGAACGGAAACCGAAACCUGCGGCAGCGCCUUAAAGGCGCGGUAGCGGCCGGGCCGCUGCGGAGCGGGCGGCGGCCCCAGGCUCAAGAUCUGUGAUGGAUUCUGCAGAAGAUAAUUUCAAGAAAGUGAUUCAUAAUGAUGCAAAUGAGAAUGUUGGUAAUUAUGAUAACGUUAGUGAGUGUAGCAACAGUGAGAAAAUAGGUUUCAUUCCAACAAAGGAAGAUGAAGAGACUGGGAGUACAAGUGACAGUGAUGAUGAGGAUGACACCAACGAAGAAGCAGAAGGAGCUGUUAUGCAGAUUCUUAAAGAAGGGGAAGACAGAGAAAAAGAAGUCGAAGAUCAACAUUACAGAAACACUUACAGUAUCUUGACCACUGAAGAAGUGACACAGCAGGCAUCACAAACUGAAGGCAAGGAUUUGAGAGUUCUCCAGCACAAACGUGGUUCCCAAAGAUGUGGAAAAAAAAAACAUGAUGAAUUUCUGGAGAAGUUGAGGCUACACAUUUGGUCAUCCCUAUUAAGAGCUCAGUAUGUCAGUCUGUUUAAAGACUUUGUUGAGUCUGAAUUCUUCGUAAUAGAUGGGGAUUCCUUACUACUUAUGUUUUCAGACGAGGAAACACAAUAUCUAAACUUCUUCUAUCAAAUUGAAUGCUUCCUGCAGGAUUUCACUGAAAAAGGAGCAAAAUACAUCAUUGUUUUCUUCAAGGAUGCAGAACAGAUGUACUUUCCAUAUCCUCGUUUUCUUUUCUUACGCACUGCAUUAAUAAAACACCUGAGGCAUAACACUGGCACCACUGUUCAUACAGAAUUUUCCAAUUGUUUAUCAUCUGAAUGGGAGAUUUUCCUCAAGAAAAGCUACCCUUACUUCAUCAUUGUAUCGGAUAUAGGAUUGACCUCUCUCCAAGCAGACUAUUUACAUAUUUUAAUGGCUCAUUCAUUGUCAAAGAAAAUCAAUGUUGUGCUUGCUUCAGGUCAGGAGUGUGAUAUUCUUAGAGUUUAUGGAUAUCAUGUUGAGAGUGUGUAUAAACACAGAGCAUUUUUUCAAAAGCAUGAACAAGAUCUGCGAUAUGCCUGUGCAAACCUAGUCGGGUAUCAAGAGCCAUCCAUGCGUCUGUAUGAACAUCUCAAGCUGAGCCCGAAAAGCAUACAAAAAGAGGUUCGCCAGGCUGUCCUUCUGUUGAAACAACUGUGGCCUGAAGGAUCUGACAUUCGGCGUGUGGUCUGUGUUCUUUCUUGUGCUGUGGGAUUAACAAUAUACAGCAACAUGUUGGAAAAUGCAGAUACUUCCAUGGGAGCAAAGACAAAGCAAUCAGCAAGACAGGGAAGAAGUAAACCCCUAUCUCCAGAAGAAGCAGCUGACCUCUGUAGAAUGCAAUGCCUUACAGUGGCAUUUCUUCUUCACAUGCCUCUUUCACAGAGAUCUCAGCUAAGGAUCCUGAAAUCCUGCUGGACUAAUCAAGUUUUACCGUUAAUAAAAAUGCAACAGUUGUGUAUGCAUUUUACUCUGACGCAGCUAAAUGAUACAAACGAUUGGAAGUUGGAUUUAACUUACCUGCCUGACUUAAAUGAUGAUUCACUGCUCAUAAAUCUUGCACAUUACUAUGAGGUCAAAUACACUGAAGGAUUAGAGUACAGAAAGGAAUUGGGGAAAGAAAUAGAGAAUGAAUACCAAUGCUUAUGGAACACUGUAACAAAAUUGGCAGUGAGUUACAGCUUUGGAGAUGCUUUCCCAAUACGAAAGACUUCCCAGCUAUUUCUUGAUGAGAAACAGACUUUAUUUAGAGUCAAUGAAGAAGAAAUUCCUAACAUUGGACUAAUCUCAGUGAAAUCUGAUCUUGUUGAAGAGUAUGCUGGAGAUGUUUUGAAAUAUCUACCUGUUUUAGAAAGCAAUGAUCCUGCAGUUACUUCACUCAUUAAACACAAGGAAUUUCAUGAGCUCCGUCACUGGCAUUCUGGCCGACCUUUGACUGAGGAAUACGAGCGAAUACAGUGCAAUGCUGAUGAUCCAGAAGAAAGAAGACAAAUACAAAAAUUACAGACUUUUCGUCAUUUUUAUGGAAGCACUUUGGAAGACAGCAAUUCAAAACUUAUUGUACAUCAAGAGGAUGUGUCAAGGACUGCUAAUGCUGCUGUCAAAAAGACACAAAAAAAGCAUAAAAGUAAAGCGGAAAUGAUUGCAGAGGAAAACAAGAGGCGACUACAAACUAAAGAAGAAAAGAAAGAGCAGGAGCAGUGGGAAGCCUUGCGCAUACCAACUGAAAAGGAAAUAAAAGCAAAUCUGACUGUUGGAAUAAAUAAAUUGGAGAAGUUUCUCAAGACCCUUAAAAGUAAAUCUGUAAAAUUCAGCGUAGAAAUGACAGGACUUUCUGCCUGUUUAGAAAUGUGGAAGGAACACUGCAGAAAAGAAGGUAGCCAAUCAAAAGAUUUAAGUAAAGCUGUUCAAGUCAUGAGGAGAAUUCAUAUCCUCCUUGAAAAAUAUCAUGAUCUCUUGGAGAAACAACAUCUACAAAAGCUGACCAGAUAUCUAAGACUUCUUGGAUUUGAGAAUUUGGCAUGCACUCUAUCUGGCCAGACUGGAGAAAGUAAUGAUCAAAAUAUAAGCAAAUAUGCUAUCAAAGUGGGUCCAGCUCGCUUUCAGCUACAAUACAUGGAUUAUUACUUGCUCAGAGAAGAGAGGAAUGAUCCAGAUCCCCGAGUGCAACAUUUCAUACCAGACACAUGGCAGCGAGAACUUCUUGAUGCGGUGGAUAAUAAUGAGUCUGCAGUGAUUGUCGCUCCCACUUCAUCAGGAAAAACGUAUGCAUCAUACUAUUGCAUGGAAAAAGUUCUGAAAACGAGCAAUGAUGGAGUAGUUGUGUAUGUUGCUCCUACAAAGGCUCUUGUAAAUCAAGUGGUGGGAACUAUAUACAGUCGAUUCACCAAGAAACUUCCAGAUGGAUUGGCAAUGUGUGGAGUCUUCACGCGAGAUUAUCGCAAUGAUGUCAUGAAUUCUCAGAUACUGGUGACUGUGCCUCAAUGUUUAGAAAUCUUGAUGCUGUCUCCUCGUUGCCAGAAAUGGACCAAACGGAUACAAUAUGUCAUAUUUGAUGAGGUCCAUUGUCUUGGCAGUGAAAUUGGAGCAGAGGUUUGGGAGCAUCUUCUGGUAACAAUUCGGUGUCCGUUUUUGGCGCUCUCUGCUACUGUCAGUAACCCUGAACACCUAACUGAGUGGUUAAAAUCUGUGAAAAGGUAUUGGCAACAUGCUGACAGUAUAAUAGAAGGAAGCUCUGUAAACUCUGAAGAGAACUUUACAAGAAAAUUUAAAGGGAAAUCUAAAGUGCAAGGACAUAAGAAAUCAUAUCGUGUUAGACUAGUCUUGUAUGAAGAAAGAUACAACGAUUUGGAAAAGUACGUGUGUUCUCUAAAGGGCAGUGAUUUUAUGAUUGAACAUUAUCAUCCGUGUGCUGCAUUAACAGUCGAUCAUAUUGAGAACUAUGGUAUUCCUUCAGAUCUUUCUCUGUCUCCACGAGAGAGCAUCCAGCUUUAUGACACAAUGGUGAAAGUCUGGCAAGAGUGGCCAAGGGCACAGGAGCUAGAUCCUGAGGAAUUUGUCUCUUUCAAGAAUAAAGUAGUGAUAAAAAAGCCAGAUGUGAGGAAAUAUGAACAGGAACUGAAGAAAGAAUUAAGUGAAUGGAUUGUGCUUGGCCAAAGGCAGAAGGUGAAUGAGUUAUUGGAGCACCUUAAGCCAAAACCUGUGGAUUGCUCAGAACAUGAGAAGUGGAGGCAUCUUGCAAGCUUUGUUGAUAAAUUAUGGGAGAUGAAUCAGUUGCCCGCCAUAUUUUUCAUAUUUAAUGUGGAUUCAGUGGAAAAUGCAGCCAAGAACGUAUUCUUCAAUUUGCUGAAAAGGCAAAGAAGUGAACGAGACCCUAAUACCGAGAGCAAAAAAGAGCGUUUAAGGGAUGAACUAAAAAAAGUGAAUAAAACACUAAUAAAAUUCAACCCUCGGGAUACCAAAAAGAUGAGCUCCAGUAAAAUCGAAAACAUUCAACUUCUUUUGACAAAAAAAAAACAGCUAGAAAAAAGACUUAAAAGGCUAACUGCUAUCCCUUCUGGGUGUACUUAUGCUGAUCCUAAAGCAGUGGAUGAAGAUACUUUAAGGAAGAUUUUUGGUCGACUUAGGUUUGAGAGAAGAGGUUAUUUACAGCGAACUAUGGCACUGAGGGGCAUUGGAUAUCAUCAUGGAUCUAUGACUGCCAAAGGAAGACAAGUAGUGGAGAUGCUUUUCAGGCUGGGAUAUAUCAAGGUAGUCACAGCUACUUCAACACUUGCUCUGGGAAUCAACAUGCCAUGCAGAUCUGUUGUCUUUGCUGAAGAUUCGGUCUUUUUAGAUGCCCUAAAUUACAGACAGAUGACAGGACGUGCUGGAAGACGAGGACAAGAUAUGAUUGGAAAUGUGUUCUUCUACGAUAUCCCACUGCCCAAAGUCGAAAGACUUAUCAAAUCCAAUGUACCUCAGUUGAAAGGGCAGUUUCCUCUGACUCUUUCCUUAAUAUUGAGACUCAUGCUGUUGACCUCAAAGGCCGAUGACAAAGCAGACGCCAAAGCAAAGGCAUUGUCAGUGUUGAAGCAUUCACUGAUGUCGUUCAGAAAAGAAAGAUAUGCUGAAAUAUUAAAAGUCUAUUUUAUGUUUUCCUUGCAAUUUCUUAUCAAAGAGGGCUACUUGGAUCAAAAAGGUAACCCCAUAGGAUUUGCUGGACUUGUGACGCACUUGUACUAUCAUGAACCCUCAAAUUUUGUUUUAGUGAGCUUUCUUGUGAAAGGUUUAUUCCACAAAUUGUGCCGGCCAAUUAAAGGCUCAACUGUUUUUUCGGAAGAUGUUCUGGAAAAGCUAGUGCUCAUUCUCGCAAACCUAUUUGGGAGAAAAUAUCUUCCAGCCUGCUCAAUGAAGUAUAAACACAGAUUUUUCCAGUCAAAGGUCUUUUUAGAAGAUCUGCCAGAAGAGUUUGCAGAUGCUGUAAAUGAGUACAACACCAAAGUACAGGAAAAUUUUGCUCAUUUUCUUCUGACAACUGCCAGGCUGGCAAAUAUGGAACAAGAAUACAGACUUCCACUGUCAAAGACAGAUUUUACAUCUAAGGAUUGGCACGGCUCUGAGCUGGCAUCUUAUUUGAUGGACACCACUAAAAGCAUAUCUGCCAUCUCACCUUUCGCAUGCUUAUCUGGAGUGGCUGAUAACGAUCUAUUUCAUGGGGAGAUCAUUGAUAAAGCUGUCUUACAUUCCCUUGGAAUUAAUGUCACAAAUUGCCCGCUGUUUUAUUUGGAAAAGUACGAUAAACAUGGAAGAAGAAUGCCACUCAAUGCUUAUGCACUGGACUUUUUUAAGCAUGGCUCCUUGGUUGCACUGACAACUGACAACUGGUUAAAUGAAGGAGAUGCUUACUACCUACUCAAGGAUUUUUCACUCCUCAUUAGAUCUAUUGGAAUGUCACUGAGUGAACUGUGUGAUGAUCCAAAUGAUCAUGUUCUACUGGCAUUUCAACAACUGGGUAAAAUCUACCAAGAGAAACUGAACUCUGCUACCUGAAGAAAAAAGAAAAACAAACAAAAAGGCAGCAGUACAUGAUACACUUACCACACGUAUCAGCUGCCUUUUAAGUAAGGAAGUGACUAGGCCUGAGUUAUCUAAUAUGUUUCAUAAUAAAGCUGUAGUAACAUCCAAUAUCAGGAACACAAAGGUUACUUUAGAAAAUCAACCUUCACACAUUGACAUUUUGGCAGCUCCAAUGCCAACUCAAUAAUUGUUUCUAAUAGAUUACGAACUAGGUAAUUGCGCUUGUCUUUCCAUUGCACUUUUUUUUUCAGAUAGUGAUAAAUACAUUAAGACAGUUCAGAAAUAUACUGAACAAAUGCCACAGUUCUGGCAGCUGGUGAGAUCAGCCUCUCAGCAGCACAGCACUGGAAACUUUCACACAAUUUGUGGAGGAUGUUCAGCAAUUACUUUGACAAUUAUAGUCAAAUAAAUAAUUCUAAUUAUUUUUUUCAAGGUUUCUAUUAGGUUAUGAGAUAGUACCUUAAUGAACCAUUAUAAACGCUUAAGCUGGUUUGCAAUUUUAAUCUAAUAACUUCUAUGUAUAAAGAGGGUUUUAUAUUUGUGUAAUGAAGUUUGAUUAAUAAAAUGUUCCAUCCACA